CUUAUUCGCAGCCGUGAAAAAGGAAAUGGUGUCGCUCAAGCUACAGAAGAGGCUCGCCGCCAGCGUCCUCAAGUGCGGUAGGGGCAAGGUUUGGCUCGAUCCCAAUGAAGGCAAUGAGAUCUCCAUGGCCAACUCCCGUCAGAACAUCAGGAAGUUGGUCAAGGAUGGAUUUAUCAUCAGGAAGCCAACCAAGAUUCACUCACGCUCUCGUGCUCGGCGCAUGAAGGAGGCUAAGAGAAAGGGCCGUCAUUCUGGAUAUGGUAAACGUAAGGGUACCAGGGAGGCAAGGUUGCCAACUAAGAUUCUAUGGAUGAGAAGAAUGAGGGUGCUGAGGCGGUUGCUUCGUAAGUACCGAGAGUCAAAGAAGAUUGACAAGCAUAUGUAUCAUGAUAUGUACAUGAAGGUUAAAGGUAAUGUUUUCAAGAACAAGCGUGUGUUGAUGGAGAGCAUUCACAAAUCAAAGGCUGAGAAGGCCAGAGAGAAGACCUUAUCUGAUCAGUUUGAGGCCAAGCGUGCCAAGAACAAGGCAAGCAGGGAAAGGAAGUUGGCUCGAAGAGAAGAACGCUUGGCCCAGGGUCCACAGGAGAGAGCCCCGGCAGCCCCAGCGGCAACGCCUGCUGCACAACCUGCACAGGCAUCAAAGAAAUCCAAGAAAUGAGGCUCUUCCCAAUAUGUUGGAUGGUUUUAUGGUUUAUUUUAGUUAUCUGUUCGUCUUUAUUUCAUUUUGUUUGGGGAUAUAUUUCUUAUUUAGAAGGAGAUUUACACUCUUGAUACAAUGAAUUUUGCUUGCUUAUUCUAUUUUGCUUUGUUGUAUUCUCUUUUUCAUAUAUUUGCCAAUCGGGUGAGAUUACCAA
Messenger RNA from Cynara cardunculus var. scolymus (artichoke), 854 nucleotides. Its product is annotated as 60S ribosomal protein L19-1-like. Gene Ontology annotation, biological process: translation. Bases 26 to 658 code for a protein of 210 amino acids. Gene Ontology annotation, molecular function: structural constituent of ribosome; RNA binding. Lineage: Eukaryota; Viridiplantae; Streptophyta; Magnoliopsida; Asterales; Asteraceae. Gene Ontology annotation, cellular component: ribosome; cytosolic large ribosomal subunit. The record is from RefSeq and is a predicted model, not a curated record. The transcript is spliced from 5 exons.